AUGAGAUUGGAAGAUGAAUAUAAAUUAUAUGAAAAACCUUCAUCUCCACGAGUUAAUGUCACAGACUGGGUAACUCGGUUCCCGCAAGCCUGGACAGAAACCGCCGGUAUGGGGAUGGCUAAAAAUCGGCCCCCAGUACUAGUGGAACUCAAGGCAACUGCCACCCCAAUAACGGUUCGUCAAUACCCCAUGAGUAAGGAAGCCAAAGACGGCAUCCGUCCUCACAUACAGAGGUUGCUGGAAUUGGGUAUUCUGGUAAGAUGUCAAUCCGCGUGGAAUACCCCUCUCCUGCCAGUUAAGAAACCGGGAACUAAUGAUUAUCGACCAGUACAAGACCUGCGUGAGGUAAAUAAACGAGUGGCGGACCUCCACCCCACAGUACCAAAUCCUUAUAAUCUCUUAAGCACUCUUCCGCCCCAACUUACAUGGUAUACUGUUUUGGACCUUAAGGAUGCUUUUUUCUGCCUAAGACUUUCUCCCCUCAGCCAGCCCUACUUUGCCUUCGAAUGGAAGGACCCAGCAUCAGGGAUAUCUGGCCAACUGACAUGGACUCGUUUACCUCAGGGAUUUAAAAACUCCCCUACCAUCUUCGAUGAAGCUCUUCAUCAGGAUUUAGCGUCGUAUAGAGAAUCAAAUCCACAGGUAACGCUACUUCAAUAUGUUGAUGACAUCUUAUUAGCUGCUGAAACCCAGGAAGAUUGUAUCAAGGGAACUGAAAAACUGUUAACAGAGCUCGGAACCCUGGGAUAUAGAGCCUCAGCCAAGAAAGCACAAAUAUGCCAACAACAGGUCAGUUACCUGGGGUACCUGUUAAAAGGGGGACAAAGAUGGCUCAUGGAGAGCAGAAAGGAUACGGUGGCCCAAAUUCCGGCUCCCAAAAACGCCAGGCAGGUUAGAGAAUUUUUGGGGACGGCCGGAUUCUGUAGACUAUGGAUUCCAGGGUUUGCUGAGCUGGCGGCCCCAUUGUACCCCCUAACCAAAAACAGCACUCCUUUCGUUUGGGGCGAAAAGGAACAACGGGCUUUUGACCAAAUCAAACGAGCUUUACUUUCAGCUCCAGCCCUAGGACUGCCAGAUGUAACCAAACCUUUUCAUUUAUAUGUGGCCGAAAAUAAGGGCAUUGCAAAAGGAGUAUUGACUCAGAAAUUGGGUCCCUGGAAUCGCCCAGUUGCUUAUUUGUCAAAAAAAUUGGACCCUGUGGCAUCAGGAUGGCCCACCUGUUUAAAGAUAAUCGCUGCAGUAGCCGUUCUGGUCAAAGAUGCUGACAAACUAACUUUAGGACAAAAUCUAACGAUAACAGCUCCUCAUGCCCUGGAGAAUGUAAUCCGUCAAACACCGGGUAGGUGGCUAACUAAUACCAGGAUGACCCAUUACCAAACCCUGUUGCUAAACUCAGAUCGCAUCAAGUUUGCUCCAGCCACAGGACUCAAUCCAGCUACCUUGCUACCUGAUCCCGAUUUAGAAGGCUCCACCAUCAUCCAUGAUUGUCAGGAAGUGUUGGCUGCAGCACACGGUAGUAGACCUGAUCUGACGGACCUACCCCUUCCUGAUGCUGAUUUUACUUGGUUUACUGAUGGGAGCAGUUUCCUGGAAGGAGGUAAGCGUCGAGCUGGAGCAGCCAUUGUAGACGGAAAACAAGUCAUCUGGGCAGCUGCGCUACCACAAGGGACCUCAGCCCAACGAGCUGAAUUAAUUGCCAUGACAAGGGCAUUGGAGAUGGCAGAGAAUAAAAAGGUAAACAUCUACACGGACAGUAGAUAUGCAUUUGCUACCGCUCAUAUCCAUGGUGCCAUCUACCAACAGAGAGGGUUGCUAACCUCAAGUGGCAGAGAAAUUAAAAACAAAGACGAAAUUGUGGCUCUAUUGGCUGCACUCAUGCUUCCCACUAAAGUUAGCAUCAUUCACUGCCCUGGACACCAGAAAGACAAUACCCCAAUAACUAGGGGUAAUAAUAUGGCUGACCAAGUGGCCCGAGAAAUAGCAUCGGGAGAAGUCAUUUUAGGACUGUCAGAUAAAGUUCCUGAAAAACCAGGCCGCGACGAGGAAAUCAUCCCGGCCACAACAAAAGGAACUUUGUCCCCUCAGCAAGCAGAAUCCAUGUUACAACAGAUUCAUAGAUGGACACAUCUGGGGACUAAAAAAAUGAUAUCCCUAUUACAUAAAACCGGGUACGGAACCCCUGGAUUGACGAAAUUAGCUGAACAAAUUGUACAGGAAUGUGUUCCAUGUCAACAGGUAAAUGCUCACAAGGGAAAACUUGAAAUUGGAAAAAGGCUCGGGGAGACCGCCCAGGAACUUACUGGGAGGUGGACUUUACCG
This is a messenger RNA of Orcinus orca (killer whale), 2319 nucleotides long. RefSeq lists its product as uncharacterized. The transcript has a single exon. The record is from RefSeq and is a predicted model, not a curated record. Lineage: Eukaryota; Metazoa; Chordata; Mammalia; Artiodactyla; Delphinidae. Gene Ontology annotation, molecular function: nucleic acid binding; RNA-DNA hybrid ribonuclease activity. The annotation marks the transcript as partial.